CCUUUCCUUCUUCUUUACCUUGUCCCACAUCCAACGCAUCGUCCACUGAUGAACAAACACAUGAGCCAAAAGCAUUACGUACUAUUCCGAUGGAUUCGUAUCUAUCUUGACUGCUGUUGUUGCUCUUCCUCUGCUCCUCCGUCUCCCCUUCCCCUCAUUCUCAUCUCCUCAUCUCGUCCAUUGUGUCGCGUCGCCUGGUAUACAUCCGCAUGCAUCCAACCUCCAGUGAGUGCUCCGCCCCUGCCGGGAGACCUUGUUUACCGCGGAGGGUAGCAAGAAUCAUGAAGUUCCCUGUCAAUCAGAGCAGGAUGCAUCGAAUCCACUGAUCGACCUGAUUAUAAAUUCGUCUUCUUCCAACCCGGGAGCAGUGAGCCAGUGACGCAUCUGGCCUCUGGUGUGCCGCUGCCGCCGCUUCCGCUUCCUUGUCACCUCCGACGAGGGCGCCCCCGCUGUGUUCUGCUCUGCCGUGAAGCACCAAAGGUUUCCAGCUGAUCGGUCAUGGAGGUCGUCACAGGUGCCAUGGGCAGCCUACUCCCCAAGCUAGGCCAGCUGCUCAUGGAUGAGUACAACUUGCACAAGCGCGUCAAAAAAGAUGUCGAGUUCCUCUGGAAGGAGCUUGAGAGCAUGCACGCUGCCCUCAUCAAGGUUGGCGAGGUGCCGCGGGACCAGCUCGACAGGCAAGUCAAGCUUUGGGCCGACGAGGUCAGAGAGCUCUCCUAUAACAUGGAGGAUGUCGUCGACAAGUUCCUCGUACGUGUCGAAGGUAUACAGCAGCCUCACGACAACACCAGCAGAUUCAAGGAGCUCAAGAACAAGAUGAUCUACUUGUUCAAGAAGGGCAAGAAUCACCAUCGAAUAGCUGGCGCCAUCAAGGAAAUCAAGGAGCAACUCCAGGAGGUGGCUGCUAGGCGUGGCAGGAACAAGCUCGAUGAGGUGAUGCAACACCCUCAGGCUAUCCAGAUGCAUGAGGGGAUGCUUCACAUCCGCGAUGUGCAAGGUCCCAAGGGGACAGGAACCGUGGAGGCCAUACUUGAGGCUAUGGAGAAGGAGGUCUUUUGGCAAGCCGCGUCCCGGCUAACCGCCGCCCGCAUGCGCCUGCUGAAUCAGCAUCCCGGCUUUGCUGGCCGCCGUCGUGGUCCGCCUGCUGAAUCAGCAUCCCCGGCUCGGCUGGCUGCCGCUGUGGUCCGCCUGCUCGACCUAGUCGCACAGCAGUUCGGUGGGGACGGGAUCCUCCGCGGCGUCGUCCUCACUGGUCUAAGAUGCGGAGCCUAG
Molecule: messenger RNA, 1272 nt
Organism: Triticum urartu
Lineage: Eukaryota; Viridiplantae; Streptophyta; Magnoliopsida; Poales; Poaceae
Source: RefSeq, a predicted model, not a curated record